Messenger RNA from Malaya genurostris, 1323 nucleotides. It is a transcript of the gene wupA, whose product is annotated as troponin I. NCBI's taxonomy places the organism in Eukaryota, Metazoa, Arthropoda, Insecta, Diptera, Culicidae. Bases 200 to 808 code for a protein of 202 amino acids. Gene Ontology annotation, biological process: muscle contraction. The record is from RefSeq and is a predicted model, not a curated record. Gene Ontology annotation, cellular component: troponin complex. The transcript has 9 exons.
UCGAUCGUAUACUCCCGACAUUCGCGAUUGCCCCCGUGAUCGGGCCAGAAACUGUUGCAGUGAAAAUAGUCAGCCUUUAUUCUUCGGAUCGAUCAGUAUUCUUUCCGAGGUCUGAGAGUUUGUGAUUCACUCUUCCUUUUUUUCUGUAGUUUUGAGACUUAGCUCCUAACCAACAACACCAGCAACAACCACACCAACCAUGGCCGAUGAUGAAGCAAAGAAGGCCAAACAGGCCGAAAUCGAGCGCAAGCGUGCUGAGGUGCGCAAGCGUAUGGAAGAGGCCUCCAAGGCGAAGAAGGCCAAGAAAGGUUUCAUGACUCCAGAAAGAAAGAAGAAACUCCGGUUGUUGUUGCGUAAGAAAGCCGCCGAAGAACUGAAGAAGGAACAGGAGCGUAAAGCAGCGGAACGUAGGCGCAUCAUCGAGGAACGAUGUGGCAAACCGAAGAACAUUGAAGACGCCAAUGAAGACAUGUUGAAAGACAUAGUUAAAGAAUAUUACAACCGUAUGUAUACAUGUGAAGGCCAAAAAUGGGAUUUGGAAUUCGAAGUCCGGAAAAGAGAUUGGGAGAUUUCCGACCUCAACGCUCAAGUCAACGACCUUCGCGGUAAAUUCGUCAAGCCAGCGCUGAAGAAGGUCUCCAAAUACGAGAACAAAUUCGCUAAGCUGCAGAAGAAGGCAGCCGAGUUCAACUUCCGUAACCAGCUCAAGGUUGUCAAAAAGAAGGAAUUCACUCUGGAAGAGGAAGACAAGGAGAAGAAACCCGAUUGGUCCAAGAAGGGCGACGCCAAGGAGGAGGAGGAAGCUUAAAUGAUUCAGCCUAAGAAGUACGAAACUGAAGGCCGAUGUCGACAUCGUUCGGCCAACUUGUUCCAAUGGUAUGCAGCACCUCGACAGACAGAAUUAAACGACGCCUGUCAUCACACCACCAUCUAUCAUUAAGCAAUUCAACGAAAUCCCAUCCAGUCAUCCUGAUCGAACGAACCGCAUCAGAACGACGGACUCAUUUUAAUGUCAGCAUGAGAAGCAGAGCACCCUGACCCUGCGAAGACUAAAAAUAUUUCUUUAAAAACUCUUUAUUAAGCUUAUUAGAUUUGUAGUGUAAUAACAAAAUUACUCUGUAAUCCAAUGGUUUCUGUUUUUGUUUCUGUGGAGAUGCACACAAUCGAAGAGAGAAAGCAAGCACUGAUACAAAAAGGAAGAAAGACGAAACGAUUAUCUUUAAACGACCUAUUUCUCUAAAUCUCUCUCUCUCUCUAUCGGCUAAUCAUCGUUGUUUGCCAAAGCUUGAUAUUGUUGAGUAAACAUUUAUUUUUAUCUUUGUA